Messenger RNA from Eubalaena glacialis (North Atlantic right whale), 6563 nucleotides. RefSeq names its product ciliary rootlet coiled-coil, rootletin (gene CROCC). Gene Ontology annotation, biological process: centrosome cycle. Bases 200 to 6031 code for a protein of 1943 amino acids. The transcript is spliced from 37 exons. Lineage: Eukaryota; Metazoa; Chordata; Mammalia; Artiodactyla; Balaenidae. The record is from RefSeq and is a predicted model, not a curated record.
CGCUCGGCCUCGGCGGCAGCGGUGGUGUCGCGCGAAGACACUGGAGAGCAGCAUCCUGGGGUCGGGCCAGGAGAAGGGCCUGAACGUGCAGGACCGGGCCCAGGAUUCCCAGCCCACCUGCCUGCCUGCCCGCAUCAGGGAGAUUGUCACCCGCAACUUCUCCCAGCCUGAGAGCCCAGCCCUGCUGCCGGCCGCCGAGAUGGCAUCCAUGCUGUCACUGCAGGAGGAGAACCAGCUUCUGCAGCAGGAGCUGUCCCGCGUGGAGGACCUGCUGGCCCAGAGCCGGGCUGAGCGCGAUGAACUGGCCAUCAAGUACAACGCGGUCAGCGAGAGGCUGGAGCAGGCUGUGCGGCUGGAAUCUGGGGAGCUGGAAACACAGGAGCCCAGGGGGCUGGCACGGCAGAGCGUGGAGCUGCGGAGGCAGCUGCAGGAGGAGCAGGCCUCCUACCGGCGCAAGCUGCAGGCCUACCAGGAGGGCCAGCAGCGGCAGGCCCAGCUCGUGCAGCGGCUGCAGGCCAAGAUUCUCCAGUACAAGAAGAAGACCUCGGAGAUGGAGGAGCAGCUGCUGGAGAGAGCCACGGAGCUGGAGCAGCGGCGGCUGAGGGACACAGAGCACAGCCAUGACCUAGAGAGCGCCCUCAUCCGCCUGGAGGAGGAACAGCAGAGAAGCGCCAGCCUGGCCCAGGUGAACGCUAUGCUCCGAGAGCAGCUGGACCAGGCGAACUCGGCCAACCAGGCUCUGAGUGAGGACAUACGCAAGGUGACCAGCGACUGGACACGCAGCCGCCAGGAGCUGGAGCAGCGGGAGGCAGCGUGGAGGCGCGAGGGAGAGUCUUUCAACGCCUACUUCAGCCAUGAGCACAGCCGCCUGCUUCUCCUGUGGAGGCAGGCUGUGGGGGCCCGACGGCUGCUCAGCGAGGUGAAGAUGUCCACCGAGAGGGACCUGCUGCAGCUGGGAGGGGAGCUGGCCCGGACCUCACGGGCUGUCCAGGAGGCGGGCCUGGGGCUGAGCGCAGGCCUGCGGCUGGCCGAGAGCCGGGCCGAGGCGGCCCUGGAGAAGCAGGCCCUGCUGCAGGCCCAGCUGGAGGAGCAGCUGCGGGACAAGGUGCUCCAGGAGAAGGACCUGGCCCAGCUGCAGGUGCAAAGCAACCUGGACAAGGCCGACCUCAGUGCCAGAGUGACUGAGCUGGCCCUGACAGUCGAGCGCCUUCAGAACCAGAAUCUGGAAAAGGAUCGGCUCAACAAGGCCCUCACUGAGAAGCUUGAGGCCCUGGAAUCCCUGCGGCUCCAGGAGCAGGCGGCCCUGGAGACGGAGGAUGGAGAGGGGCUGCAGCAGACCCUGAGGGACCUGGCACAGGCCGUCCUGUCAGACAUGGAGAGCGGCGUCCAGUUAAGUGGCUCCUUGCGUACAGCGGCCGCAUCGGACGGCAGCCUGCGGGGGCUCUCGGGGGCCCGGACGCCGUCCCCACCGAGGCGCUCCUCGCCCGGCCGUGGCCGUUCCCCCUGCCGAGGCCCAUCCCCUGCCUGCUCGGACUCCUCCACACUAGCCCUGAUUCACUCCGCUCUGCACAAGCGUCAGCUGCAGGUCCAGGACAUGCGGGGGCGCUAUGAGGCCAGUCAGGACCUCCUGGGCACCCUGCGGAAGCAGCUUAGUGACAGUGAGGGUGAGCGCCGUGCCCUUGAGGAACAGCUGCAGCGUCUUCGGGAUAAGACCGACCGGGCUGCCCAGGCCCAGGAGGAUGUGCAGCGGGAGGCCCAGCGCCUGCGCAGUGCUGUCGACCUCCUGAACAGGGAGAAGGACAGCCUAGCCCACAGCCUGCAGGUGGCCCAGCAGCAGGCUGAGGAGCUACGGCAGGAGCGGGAGAAGCUGCAUGCGGCCCAGGAGGAGCUGCGGCGCCAGCGGGACCAGCUGGAGGAAGAGCGGGAGGACACAGCACAGGACAGUGCAUGGACACGCAGGGAGCUCGAGCGCAGCCAUAGACAGCUAGAGCAGCUGGAAGUGAAGCGCUCAGGGCUGGCGAAGGAGCUGGUGGAGGUGAGGGAGGCGCUGAGCUGUACCACGCUGCAGCGGGACAUGCUGCAGGCUGAGAAGGCCGAGGUGGCCGAGGCGCUGACCAAGGCUGAGGCUGGCCGCGUGGAGCUUGAGCUCUCCAUGACCAAGCUGAGGGCCGAGGAGGCCUCUCUGCGGGACUCCUUAUCCAAGCUGAGCGCCCUGAACGAGAGUCUUGCCCAGGACAAGCUGGGUCUGAACCGCCUUGUCGCCCAGGUAGAAGAGGAAAAGGCAGCCCUGCUGGGCCGGCAGCGGCAGGUGGAGCAGGCGGCCGCCUCCGCGCGGGAGGGGCAGGAGCAGCUGGCGCAGCUGCGGCUGGAGCAGGAGGCAGAGCGCCAGGGCCUGGAGGGCUCCCUGCGGGUGGCAGAGCAGGCCCGCGAGGCCCUGGAGCGCCAGCUCCCUGACUUGCACCAGGAGCGCUGCCGGCUGCAGGAGCGGCUGGCCCAGCUCUCCCGGCAGCUGAGCGGGCGGGAGCAGGAGCUGGAGCAGGCCCGGCGGGAGAUGCAGCGGCAGACGGAGGCGUUGGAGCGGGCGGCCCGGGAGAAGGAGGCGCUGGCCAAGGAGCGGGCCGGCCUGGCGGUGCAGCUGGCAGCAGCCGAGCGUGAAGGCUGGACCCUGUCGGAGGAGGCCACACGCCUGCGCUUGGAGAAGGAAGCUCUGGAGAGCAGCCUGUUUGAGGUGCAGCGGCAGCUGGCGCAGCUCGAGGCCCGGCGGGAGCAGCUGGAAGCGGAUGGGCAGGCCCUACUGCUGGCCAAGGAGACCCUGACCGGGGAGUUGGCGGGCUUGCGGCAGCAGAUAACAACUACAGAGGAGAAGGUCGCUCUGGACAAGGAACUGAUGGCCCAGAAGUUAGUGCAGGCUGAGCGGGAGGCCCAGGCCUCUCUGCGGGAGCAGCGGGCAGCCCACGAGGAGGACUUACAGCGACUCCAGCGAGAGAAGGAGGCGGCAUGGCGGGAGCUGGAGGCAGAGCGGGCCCAGCUGCAGAGUCAGCUGCAGCGGGAGCGGGAGGAGCUGCUGGCCCGGCUGGAGGCCGAGAAGGAAGAGCUGAGCGAGGAGAUCGCCGCCCUGCAGCAGGAGCGUGACGAGGGCCUCCUCCUGGCCGAGAGCGAGAAGCAGCAGGCCCUGUCCCUGAAGGAGUCCGAGAAGACGGCGCUGUCGGAGAAGUUGAUGGGGACGCGGCACAGCCUGGCUGCCAUCUCCCUGGAGAUGGAGCGACAGAAGCGCGACGCUCAGAGCCGGCAGGAGCAGGACCGGAGCACCGUGAAUGCCCUGACGUCCGAGCUGCGGGACCUGCGGGCCCAGCUUGAGGAGGCUGCCGCGGCCCAUGCGCAGGAGGUGAAGAGGCUGCAGGAACAGGCCCGAGACCUGGGCCGGCAGCGGGAGUCCUGCCUGCGUGAGGCAGAAGAGCUUCGGACCCAGCUGCGCCUGCUGGAGGAUGCCCGCGACGGGCUGCGGCGGGAGCUGCUGGAGGCCCAGCGCAAGGUGCGUGAGAGCCAGGACGGCUGUGAGGCCCAGCGCCAGGAGGCGGGCGAGCUGCGGCGCAGCCUGAGCGAGGGGGCCAAGGAGCUCGAGGCCCUGAGGCGGUCCAACGAGGAGCUGCGGGUGGCCGUGAAGAAGGCGGAGAGCGAGCGGAUCAGCCUGAAGCUUGCCAAUGACGACAAGGAGCAGAAGCUAGUGCUCCUGGAGGAGGCUCGGGUGGCUGUGGGCAAGGAGGCUGGCGAGCUGCGGGCUGGACUGCAGGAGGUGGAGCGCUCACGGCUGGAGGCUCGGAGGGAGCUGCAGGAGCUCCGGCGGCAGAUGAAGAUGCUGGACAGUGAGAACGCCAGGCUGGGCCGGGAGCUGGUGGAGCUGCAGGGCCGCGUGGCACUGGGCGAGAGAGCAGAAAAGGAGGGCAGAUGGGAGGCCCUGGGCCUCCGACAGAAGCUGCUGAAGGGCGAAGCCAACCUGGAGGCUGUGCGGCAGGAGCUCCAGGGAGCCCAGCGGAAGCUGCAGGAGCAAGAGGGCGAGUUCCGGACCCGCGAGCGAGGCCUGCUGGGCUCACUGGAGGAGGCGCGCAGCGCCCAGAAACAGCAGUUGGACCAUGCCCGCAGCCUGGAACUGAAGCUGGAGGCCGCCCGGGCCGAGGCUGCAGAGCUGGGGCUGCGACUGAGCGCAGCCGAGGGCCGGGCUCAAGGCCUGGAGGCCGAGCUGGCCCGCGUGGAGACGCAACGGCGCGCAGCGGAGGCCCAGCUGGGGGGCCUGCGCUCAGCCCUGCGCCGGGGCCUGGGCCUCGGUGGUGUGUCCAGCCCUGCCCCGCGGCCCGCGCCCGUCUCUCCUAACCGGAGCGCGCCUGUUGAAGGAAGUGGGGAAGGGCUCAGCAGCCCCAAGCCCUUGGAACGCAGCCCUGGGUCCCAGCCACCAUCCCCAGGACCUGCCGUCUCCCCAGCAUCUCCAGACCUGGACCCGGAAGCAGUGCGGGGGGCCCUCCGGGAGUUCCUGCAGGAGCUGCGGAGCGCCCAGAGAGAACGGGAUGAGCUUCGGGCCCAGACGAGUACCCUGAGUCGCCAGCUGGCUGAGGUGGAGGCCGAGAGGGACAGUGCGACCUCACGGGCAAGGCAGCUGCAGAAGGCUGUGGCUGAGAGUGAGGAGGCCCGGCGCAGCGUGGACGGGCGGCUGAGCGGGGCCCAGGCCGAGCUGGCGCUGCAGGAGGAGAGCGCGCGGCACAGCGAGCGGGAGCGCCGGGCUGUGCUGGACCAGGUGGCUGCCCUGGAGAGGGGCCUGCAGGCCACCGAGAGCGAGCUCCGGGCCAGCCAGGAGAAGAUCAGCAAGAUGAAGGCCAACGAGGUGAAGCUGGAGAGCGACAAGCGGCGUCUGAAGGAGGUGCUGGAUGCCUCCGAGAGCCGCAGCGUCAAGCUGGAGCUGCAGCGGCGCUCGCUCGAGGGGGAGCUGCAGCGCAGCCGCCUGGGCCUGAGCGACCGGGAGGCCCAGGCCCAGGCCCUCCAGGAGCGGGUAGACUCCCUGCAGAGGCAGGUGGCAGACAGUGAGGUGAAGGCGGGGACUCUGCAGCUGACGGUCGAGCGGCUGAGUGGGGCCCUGGCCAAGGUGGAAGAGAACGAGGGGGUCCUGCGGGACAAGGUGCAGGGCCUGAUGGAGGCUCUGACCCAAAGCAGCGCCAGCCUCACCAGCACCCAGGACAAGAACCUGCACAUGCAGAAGGCCCUGACUGCCUGUGAACAUGACCGCCAAGUGCUCCAAGAACGGCUGGAGGCCACGCGGCAGGCGUUAUCCGAAGCAAGGAAGCAGAGCAGCUCCCUGGGCGAGCAGGUGCAGACCAUGCGGGGCGAGCUAGCGGACCUGGAGCUGCAGCGGGCGGAGGCCGAGGGCCAGCUGAAACAGCUGCAGGAGGCGCUGCGGCAACGGCAAGAAGGUGAGGCUGCGGCCCUGCAGACGGUCCAGAAGCUGCAGGAUGAGCGGCGGCUGCUGCAGGAGCGCCUGGGGAGUCUGCAGCGUGCCCUGGCUCAGCUGGAGGCCGAGAAGCGGGAGGUGGAGCGCUCAGCCCUGCGGCUGGAGAAGGACCGGGUGGCCCUCAAGAGGAUGCUGGACAAGGUGGAACGGGAGAAGCUUCGCAGUCACGAGGACACGGUGCGGCUGAGCGCAGAGAAGGGCCGCCUGGACCGCACGCUCACGGGGGCUGAGCUGGAGCUGGCCGAGGCCCAGAGGCAGAUCCAGCUGCUGGAGGCCCAGGUGGCAGCGCUGGAGCAGAACCACAGCCCAGCGCGGCUGGAGGCGGAUGAGCAGGAGCUGGCGCUGCAGCAGGAAGUGGCGCGCCUGCGCAGUGCCCAGGUGCAGACGGAGCGCACCCUGGAGGCGCGGGAGCGGGCCCACCGGCAGCGGGUGCGUGGCCUGGAGGAGCAGGUGUCCACACUGAAGGGACAGUUGCAGCAGGAGCUUCGAAGGGGCUCAGCUUCUUUCUCCCCCUCCUCCGGCCCCCCAGAGAAGUGAGCACCUUGCUGGCUGGCAUCCUGGAGAGCAGCCCCGUGGCGGGGGCGGGACAGGGGAGGGGGGACUCCCAGCACAGUCCACCUCCAGAGUUCAUCUGGGGGUGAGGAGGAGCAGGGGUGGCAGUGCCAGGGGAGGGGGGACUCCGGCACCAGGCCAGACCCGGCCGCGCCCUCCCAGCCUCGUCAGAGCCAACCACCCUCUGUGGGCUCCCCUCUCAGUCCAGCCCCUCUCCCCCAGGAUGAGCCCGUAUGAGGUCCCCCAGGACCAGUUUGAGGUCCUCCCUGAGUGGCUGAGCCAAAGCCAGGGGUUGGAAAGACCCCCCUUGUCUCUGGCCGACCCUGGAGCACAGGUUCACGGGAAAGAGAAGGGAUGUCCAGGCCUGGGGCAGGGGACCUUCUCUGGCUUCCCAGAGAUCUCUUUGCCUUAGUUCAGAGUAUUUGUCAGGAAAUUCCUCAGAGUUCAGAGUCCCUGUAUUUUUAUACCUUUUUACAAUGUUAACUGUUCAGAACUGUUGUGUUUUUUGUAACAAGAC